Molecule: messenger RNA, 1464 nt
Organism: Anopheles funestus (African malaria mosquito)
Lineage: Eukaryota; Metazoa; Arthropoda; Insecta; Diptera; Culicidae
Gene: parvin
Product: beta-parvin
Exons: 4
Coding region: 89-1186 (365 amino acids)
Biological process (GO): actin cytoskeleton organization; establishment or maintenance of cell polarity; substrate adhesion-dependent cell spreading
Cellular component (GO): focal adhesion; actin cytoskeleton; cytoplasm
Molecular function (GO): actin binding
Source: RefSeq, a predicted model, not a curated record
ACUGCCUAGCAGCUGUCAAUUUAGUCUUGCCAGUGACACAAACAAGAAAAAACAACAAACUUAGCGAAAGUGCAACAGAAACUCCGGAAUGUCCACCUUAACUCGUCCGAAAUCGCCCCGUACUCCCACUUCCGGGAGAACUGAUAAGGAGGAAAGCAUCUGGGACAAAAUUGGAACCCUGGGAAGAAAGAAGCGCAUAAAGGAAGUGCAAGAAAUCCAGGAGGAAGGCAAGAUUGCGAUCGACUCGCCCGGUAGUCCCAAUGCACCGAUCAUCCCCCCGGAGGAUUACAAUUUGGACGAUAAUGAAUCACGCUCGAUCAUACAGCCUGCUUCGUUGCAAAUGCCAAAGGUGAAGGAACUGCUGCAGGUGCUGAUCGAUUGGAUCAACGAUGAGCUGGUGGAGGAACGAAUCAUCGUCACUAACAUCGAGGAAGAUUUGUACGACGGUCAGGUACUGCAGAAGCUGUGGGAAAAACUGUCCAACAACAAGCUUAACGUGCCAGAAGUGACCCAGUCGGCCGAGGGACAACGCCAGAAGUUGUCCGUAGUGCUGAACGCUGUAAACCAUACUCUUGGUUACCACCAUAACACCCCGAAGUGGACAGUGGAAAGUAUACACACGAAAAACAUUGUCUCGAUUUUGCAUUUGCUAGUCGCACUGGUACGUCACUACCGCGCACCAAUCCGUCUGCCGGACAAUGUGUUCGUGACGGUGGUAAUGGUACAGAAGCUGAACGGAAAGCUCAGUAGCCAAAGGUUCCAGGAGCAGAUUACCCAAUCGUACGAUGACGUCGGUAUGCGCUGCGAACCGGACGCAUUCGAUACGCUGUUCGAUCAUGCCCCGGACAAGCUGAAGGUGGUACAACGAUCAUUGAUUUCGUUCGUAAACAAACAUCUGCACAAGCUAAACUUCGAAGCGGGCGAUUUGAACACAGACUUUAAGGAUGGUGUAUUUUUGUGUCUGCUAAUGGGGCUUUUGGGUGGAUUUUUCGUACCGCUGCACGAUUUCCAUCUCACACCGAAGGAUGCGGAUCAGAUGACACACAACGUGGCAUUCGCGUUCGAGCUGAUGAUGGAUCAGGGUCUAAGACCGAAGGCGCGCCCCGAAGAUAUUGUAAACAUGGAUUUAAAGUCCACUCUGCGGGUGCUGUACACCCUGUUCACGAAGUACCGAAACAAUCCUUGAGCAGGGCUUGGCUACAAGGACGCACCGAGAGCUCCCGUUUAGACAGCUAACCAAUGUGCCUUCCGUUUUUAUCGAAUGUUAUUGCAAAACGUAAAUAGAGUAUUAACAUAGGACAACUAAUUAUAUUUAUACCCAUCGGUUUUCACUCCAACGCCCCCAAUCACAGCCGUGCCUUGAAUUGUGUUUUAAUUUUACAACUUAACUAAGUGAUUAAAUCUAUAACAGUCGAUGUUGCUAACGUUUGCGGAUUAAAUAAAAACGUGACGAAACUAACCAAA